GGCAGGGAGCUCUGCUCCCCUUGUGUUUGCCAGGAGCAGCUUUCCACCCACGGUGGGCAGGCAGGCGUGCAGGCUGGGCUGGCAUUCACUGGAUCACUUGGGUAGAAAGGAGGGAAGGCACACAGCCAUUCAUGGUAACAUUAUGCACAUGGGGAACAGGAAAGCUCUGGCGGAUCUUCUCCAAUUCUCUUCUUCACCAAAAGAAGAAAUGCUGUAAUUGGGCAGCCGCACCGAAAUAAGAAAUGUGCGCACAUACAGCACUUUGGUGCAGGGUGAAGACGACUGAGCAUUCUGCAGGUUCAAUACGUGGUCGAUAAUAAAAGUAAUAAUAAUUUAGUUCCCUCCUAAAAAUCCGGAAACAUAUGCUGUUUGGAGGAUAAGGUUGGUGCCAGACGACACGACAUUGGCAAGCCAAUUCAAAAGCGCACUAAUCCGCACUGACCAAUGAUGAUUGGCUCCUAUGCAGUUAACAGACAGUUGGGGUCGCCAGGAAUCCGGAGUGCAGCCCGACACGCUGGGAACCAUGUGUGCGUCAAAGUGCCCAUGUACAAGUUUCAUUCAUCAGAUGACAGCGACUCUUAAACGCCCCGUUUUAAACAAAUGCUAUGUUUAAUGUAACGUUAAUCUAAACCUUGUAGCUCUGCUGUGUUGUCGCUCUUUAUCACGGCUCAUCAUCGGUCAGAGUAGAAACAGGAGAAUACAAACUGACGCCAAAUACAGAAGCGAAGCGAAGAUUUCAAAGAAAUAGUUCAGAGCAAUUUGGCAGUAUUGUUGUGUGUUGUUGGCUGUCGGUCUUUUUCCUUCUCUCUAUCUCUCUCUCUCUUUUUUUAAUCUUUCUCUCUUCCACCGACACACACACACACCUCCCACCUGCUCUCUCUCUCUCUCUCUCUCUCUCUCUCGCUUUCCUCACACUUUUCCCAAGAUGGCGGCAGCCUCAUCCAUCCAGCCGCCGAGCGUUCACUCUUCUCUAGCCCGGGAUAGCGCACUUUCCCCGGAGAUGGACAGCCCCGAGAGCCGGCAGCACGAGGACGAGGAGGCGGCGGCAGCGCAACCCCCGGACUCCGGGAUUAGCCUCCGUGACCUGCCGGACCUGGAGCCCGAGGAAAUCGAGAGGAGGCUGGCCAAAACUCGCAAGGAGCUGAGCAACAGGAGGAAAAUCCUCAUUAAGAACCUGCCGCCUGACACCACCAACCAGGAAGUCCAUGAAAUUCUGAAAGAAUAUGAACUGAAGUACUGCUUUGUGGACCGCAACAAAGGAACAGCUUUUGUGACUUUGCUGAACGGGGACCAGGCUCAGGAUGCCAUCCGCUCCCUCCACCACAGCACUGUCCGUGGGCGUUUGAUCAACGUCACCCUGCAGCCCACCGACUCCCUGCUGUGCCUCACCAACCUGCCCCACACCUUCACCGCCCAGCAGUUUGAGGAGCUGGUGCGCUCCUAUGGGAACAUCGAGCGCUCCUUCCUGGUGUACAGUGAGCUCACGGGCCACUCCAAAGGAUAUGGGUUUGUUGAAUACAUGAAGAAGGAUUCUGCUUCACGGGCCCGCUCGGAGCUCCUGGGCCGCCCAAUGGGGGAUCGCUCGCUGAUGGUGCAGUGGAUGGACGUCAACCAGCUGAGCCAGGAGGAAAACCUGCACUCCAAGUGUCUGUGCGUGGACAGACUGCCCCUGGACCUCUGUGACUCUGAGGAGCUAACCCAGCUCUUUUCCGACACGUAUAAACCCGUCUUCUGCCAGCUUGCUCAGGAUGAGGGCAGUCCAGUGCGAGGGUUUGGCGUGGUGGAAUAUGAGAGCGCCGAGCAGGCAGAAGCUGUGCUGAUAGAGAUGGACCGAACCCUGGUGGGAGGACAGGAGGUCCGUCUGUCACUCUGUACCCCUGGCACCUCAGGGAGAAGCACCUUGGCUGCACUCAUUGCUGCCCAGGGUAUGAUUCUGAGUAACAGGAAAGGUUUGCUACCAGAACCAAACUUGGCUCAGCUGCUGACCAGUAUGACGAACCCCGCUGCUCUGCAGAUACUCAUGAGACCGUACCACACUGGGAAAAGAGGAGGAAAAUACGGGCGUCACACCAGCCUGCCGUUCCUCAGACCUCCCCUCACUACAGCCCUGCUCACACUGGGAAAAGCACACCAGAAUGCUAUGUUUGGAAAUGGACUAGUCCUCCAGAACCUUUUGCACAUGCAGCUGGCACAGCAACAGCUUCUACACAUCAAAGACAAACGCAUCAGCAGCGUCUCCAGUCUGCUCGGGGACCCGUCCAGACUGCUCAUGCAGAAAGCCUUGUCUCUGCGACCUCCAGGCCUCGUGCAGCUGGGGAAAGGCCUCCUGGGAGACUCUCCUACAGAGUUGGGACAGGAGUCAGUUCCAGCAUCUACCCACAAUGCCACAGUAGUGGUUUCAGCAGCAGGUGUCAUGCCGUACCUCCAGGGUCGGGCUGUAGGAGGAGACCUACCUAGCCACAGCACCCAUUCUGUGACUACGACCCCUUCUGCUUCCUCCUCUUCUUCCUCCUCUUCUUCCUCUUCCACCUCCUGUGACAACAGGCAGCCAGCUCCUCCAGGGACGAUGGUGAGCGCCCAACCGCAGGGACAGAGCUAUUCCUUGGGUAUAAGUAACUCAGGCCUUGGCCCGCCUCCGCCUAAACCCCCUGGAGGAGUUUACACGACAACAGGCCAGCACAACAGCUCAGACAACUGCCCCCUGGUAAACAGUGGACAGAGUUCUUUGUUGGGCGAUCCUCCUAAAGAAGUCAGGCUGCCUUCUAAUCCUUACCUAAACCUGGCAAGUGUAAUGCCAGGAGUAGUUCUGCAAGGCUCAGUGGGGAGCAAAGCCCAGGGAGGACAACCCAGCUCUGCAGUUUACAACAGCUCAGUCGCUCCUGUGGUCUCCCAGGGCUCCAGCUCCUACUCCCACAGUGCAGCAGCUACGACCGCUGCCCCGUACAGCACAGAUUCCUCCACUGACUACAGCCAGUACAACCAAGCAUACACACAGGAGGCCAUGCAGCAGUGGUACCAGCACUAUCAGGCGGCACAAGCCCACAGCUACAGCACUGCCGCGCCACAGGACAGCACGGCCGCAGACUACAGCAAGGAGCACACUCAGACUCCAGCUGUGUCCACCUAUGGAGAUUACAGUUCCUACAUGCAGGCAGUCACUCAAUACUACUCCCAGCCAGCAACAGCCAAUCAGAGCUACGCCAGCAAGGAGGUGGAGGUGUGUAAGCCUCUGGGAGUGUCUCUGCACGCGGUCAGUAAUGGCGCGGCUCCUCCCCCGGCCGUCCUACCUGCCGCCGCCGUGCUCCCAGCUUACAGCACGCUGCCCUUAAUGCCCGGCUUCCUCGGGGCACCGCACCCAUCUGCAGCCGCACCGAACCCUGUCACACACGCACACACCGCUGCUGCGGACUGGAACACCUAUUACUAUAACCAGACGAGAGGCCAUAAGAGGGAGUAUCCUCAGCUGGCAGUGCAGGAAGUUACGGCAUCCGAUGCGGCCUACAUCGGGCAGCACUCGCAAGGCCUGGGGGGGCAGUACGCUGACUACUUUAAGAGGAAGAGGCUCUAGUUUGAACCGAACCACCUUGAAGCCUAAAAGCUUAGGGGAGGGAGGCGCAAACAGCUGGAUGUCUGCUGGAUGUCACAGCUCCCUCUAGUGGCCUUUCUGUGGCUGCCAUUUUGCAGUCCUACAAAAGUCAGUGUUGAGUUUGAAAGAUUUAGGUUUGCAGAUGGCUCGAGUGAAAUGAAGCCAUAGUGCUCUUUGAUCUUGGCACGUAUGUACACACACGCACACACACACACAUAUAUAUACACACAGUGUUAUUUUUGUCCUGUUCAAGCCUUAACUCUUUAACUUAAGCUGUUGUUUCACAGUCAGUGUGUUAACUGUACUUAACUACUAUUGUCUUGUACAAUUUUUCUAAUAUAUCAUGUAAAUUGAAGUAUAUUGCAUCUGUAUGUACAAGCAGCUUUUGUAUUUGCAAGCAGGGCGGCCCGCCGUCUGCCUCUGAAACUGUCUUAGGACUGGCCAUGCAGCCAGCUACGCCCCCCCCCCCCCCCCCCCCCCCAUCCCAGUCUCCCUUUUUUUUUUCAAAAGACUGAACGUGUCUGAUGUCGCACACUCGCCCUUUGAUUUGUCAGCCAGUCUGACAUCUUUUUGUUCUCGCUUCCCUCUUUUUUCUCUCUUUUCUUUUUAUUAGACCAGGUUACUCUUUAAAUACCCCCCCGAGCUUAGAGUACGCGUGUGUGCGUAUUUAUGCGCGUGUGUGUGUGCCGCUCUGCUGUAUCUGUAGGAAAUGUCAGCCAUUUCAAUCCCAAGGUUUGGGAGCACAUCAGGAAAAAAAAAGGGCCUAAACCAAUCAAAGCCCUUAAUUUAAAGCUUCCCUCAAUGAAUGGACUUUUCUUACAAUGACUGGAUGGAUAAUAAAAGGCUGGUGUAAAUAGUGCAGUGUAAUACAGAAUAUAUAAAGCCAUGUGUAACAGACAAUAUCACAUACAAUGGAUGUUUCUGAGCUCCUCUGCGAGCCUGUUGUACAACAUGAAUGAAGGUAAAACCUUUUAGUGUCUGAUUUGUUUUGUUUAUACCUAUACUGUUAUAUAUUUGUAAUAUAAUAAUAUUACGAGGCAAUUCAAGUAAUUUACUAAUCAAAGCAGGUUUCGAGUGUGUUUGCUUUUGCGAAUAAAGUUGUACUCAAAUCGCUGUUAAAAAACAUGUGCUGUUGCUUCUCUCGUGAGUAGCAAAUCUUAGCUGGAUGAAAUGAUCAACUGAUGGCUGGCAGUGGUGAAACAGCUUCAGGAUCACCUUUAAAAAACAAUAUAAGUGGUUUGUUUUUAGCCAAAAACAAAAGCAUUUAGUCAUUACUGAGAGAUUUAACUGGCAGUGACAUUUGAAAGUCAUUUUGGAUACAUUUGCAUGGUGUGCAUAUUGCAUAAGUCGCUGUUAUAAUAAAACAGUAAGAUUGUAUGCUGUAUAAGAUGGUCUGUACGGUUUUCAGCUCUUUUCUUUUUCUUUUUUUUGCACACGAGAUGCUACUAACAUGCUGCUUUGCAUGUGAGUUUCUGCACUUUAAUUUCAUGCUUGUGGGGAGGGUCUUUUUUAUGUGUGUGUUUUGGGGUAAAUUAUCAAAGUGGACCUAUUCUGCUCAUUACCACCAUUGACAAUCUUGGACUCUGCUAGCUAGAGUAGCUUUGCAUGAUUUACAGGCUUACACUGGGCUUCAUCCCCUGACUCAAACAAGACCACGCCCCCUCUUUAGAUCGACUUUAUUCUGAUUGGUCCUCAAAAACAAAAUACCUCAUUAUUUGAAAAUGUGUUCAUAUUUCAUAUGAGCACACACUAUUGUCACAGUAUAGAUGCUGUAUGUGAUGAAGGAAAUCAUAAUAGGUCCACUUUAAUGUGCAUUUUUCUGCCGGUGAGAUAUUUGUGGCACAGGCAGUAUCCAGGCAAUUUGUGCAGUGUUCAUUACAGAGGAGAGGUUUUACUUUUUAUUCAUAAUUUUAGAAUUCAUUGGAUUUUAGGUUUGUGCAUGCGGCCCUCUGUGUCUAACAAACUGGCAAUAACUAAGGUUCCCACUUCUCCUGCUGGAAGGUUGAAUGUAGAGCUUGUGCAGAAGUUUGCAGUGUAAACAAUUUUGCCGUUCACGCAGCGCAAAGUGAAACUUUUCUCCUCUUUCCUGUCUGUCUUCACGUUCUGCUCAAAAUCAAUUUUUUUUAAUAUUCCUGUGCAGAAAAAUACAUAUGUUGUUAUUGCAGCCACACCGAAAAGCACACGCUCCCAACUAGUGUGAACACCAGUGACUGGUGAUAUAUAAUGUUCGCACACUGGUUUAGUCCAAGUAAUCUGGUGUGAGUUUGCUGCCGCCUGUGUGACGGGUGUGCCGAAUGUCAGGAUUGUUCUUAAAAUGGGGGGAAAAAAACAACGGUAAAUUAAGGGCGAUAAACACGCAAGCCCACCUUCCUGUUUUCCGUUCCGUCUUUGUCUGCUUUCUGUGGUUUGCAAUAAAUGGACUCUCACGUGCUCCGUGAUGUCGCAGGUCUUCAGAUUACAGUGAAGCCAGUGAAAACUGUCGCACAACUUUCCCAUCUCACAGCUCCACCCCAUUUUAUCGGACCGCCUCUUUUCUUAUCAUUAUUAUUAUUUUAUUAGCCAUUUAAAGGCUAUGAAACUUUAAGAUGGGCCAAAACAUUCCCCUAAACCUCUCCUUUGAAGUUCAUUUUGAGAACAUGGGUGCAACCCUGAUUACAGCAGCAGCUUUAUAUACCUGCACAAACUGAAACGUCACCAGGCAGAAAUCUUGUAACUAAAGCUGGGACUCAAAACACCUCUCAUGGAGCCUAAUCAUCAUCCAAAUGAUUAAAGUGCCCUUAUUCUGCUCAUACCUCCACGUUGUUGAUCUUGGACUCUAGAGUAGCUUUGCAUGAUUCUCAGCUUACACUAGGCUUCAUCCACGGACUUAAAAACUCCACCCUCCCUUCUGAUUGGCUGGUUCUGGGAAACAAAAAGUGUACACGUGGAGAGCUGCGUGGCACAGAGGUGGAGGAGUAGAGCAGUUGAAACCAUGUGAGCAUUCUCACACCAUCUGUCCCAGUACCUCCCCGUUACAUACCUGUACUUUUAAAAGCACAGCAGCAAUAUGAAUUUGCACAUUAGAUAAAUUCAUUAUCUGCUGAGCUGUUCUCGUAGGCGGCUCGUUUGUUAGAAAUUAAGGAGAGUGAACCUCAUUUGGCCAUGAAGUCUGUGUCAGCAGUCAAAUCAGCUUUCACGUGACCCUUUCAAGCACUUCUUUUAAUAGAUUACUUUCCCCCCUGCUGUACUGUGCUUUGCUCGGGUCUCCUGUGAAUCAGCUCAAAGUGCUUCAGUAGAUUUUAUGGCGAUGUGGUCGUCUGGACUAGUUGGCUGUGCGGCCUGUCUCGGGGCCACAGUUUGAUUUGCUUCCCAGCACCGAGUGCUAUAAAAUAAAAUAAAAUAAAGGCAGCCAGCUGGACUCCAGCUCUGCUCUUCUUCUUUUUUUGUCAGGUGACAGCUCUCACCUUCACCUCUUUUAAGUUAGAAGCGCCCGUCUAUGUCAGCCUCUCUGUGUGCGUUAUGAGCAGGGCCUUUUGUAGAUGAACAGCUGAGGCAGCAGACUUUGAAAUGCACUGUUUGCUUUUCUGCUCUCCUGUCUGUCUGUCUGUCCAGUCUGGAUCCUCUUACUAAAGUCAGUGAUGCCUGAAUCAUUUUAGUGGUUUUUCAUCAGUUGUGUCAUCUUUUUUAUCUGCGUAGUGUCGUUACUAUGUACAAUAUUGCAGAACGUCUGAAAACUGUGGACUAAAUCCAUUCAAUUUCAUAAAGAUUGGAUCUUUUAGACCUCAUUUUCUAUCACAGAAGUACCUUUGCUCUUUUUUAAACAUGUUUAUUUAUUUAUAAAAGACUUCCCAGAAAAUGUAUUCAAAUUCAGGAGGGAAUUGUCUGAAUAGUUCUCAGCCCCCAAUAAUCUAAGUGAGGAAAUGAGAUUCAGUGCAGUACCAUUGUUUGAAUGACUGGUUAAUUAAGACUUGGCAGUAAUUCUAUUCUUCUUCUCAUAUUUCAGGGUUAGCCAUGUUAGCCGGUGUAACAUUAAACAGGUGGCAUUGUUGAUCUAACACACCCCGCUAUCCUUCUCUGCCCAGUUCACACAGACCUUGUCCUUCCACUAUUCAAGCUGUUAUUCGUCAGCAACUGGGGAUAAACAGAGCAAACGUGUUCUGUAAGAAGUGUUUUUAGUUAUUGAUUACAUUUGCAUCUAAUAGAAGUGUGCAGAGGCCCCUUUAGACUAAGCACAUAAGUGUGAGUAAGCACAACAAUGAAGUUAAAGAUGCAAAAACACAAAGGUUACAAGAGAAAUUGUUACAGUCCCAGGAUCUUUAAAGGGCACUAAUAAGGAGCAGUGCUACAAGGCCCAUCAGGCUCAUAAACUGUAAAUAAAAGAUAGGCCUGUGAAAAGUCGACCUGCAUUUUUUAAAAAAUCUUCAUGGCCAGCAGGGGGCGACUCCUCUGGUUUAAGAAAACGAUCCUACUUUUUGCUCUUGAGGUCUCACUGUCUUGUUUCAGGUCGUCUUCAGUGUAUUUUAGUAAAGUGUGAUUCUAUUUGUAGUGACAGGAAAAAACAGGAUAUCAUUUCAGUACUGACUUUGUAAUUGACUUGCUGCCGUGUGGUUUCUAAUUUAAACCAUUGCAGCUUCACUAAACUGAAAGCUAUCCCACAAAACAGCAUCCAUUUUUGUUUGCUUGAUAUACAGUGUACAGUUGUUCCUCUUCCCUGUCUUCACCUGUCUGCGCAGGUCAAAGAGUCCAUCCUGUGUGCUGGUGUCUGUUUUUGUAGCGCUUCACCUGUUUGUUUGGGAUGUCUAGAUUUAGGCUUUUUCCCUUUUUUCCUCUCACUCUGUUUUGUCCUUUGGGGCUGCUACAGAAACAGCUACACCAUCCUCACUUCAAGCCCAGUGUUAUUUUUAUUUUUCUAGCUCUUCCUUCGCUUCUGCUUUGUUCGUGAACAUCGCACAUCUACCAAUAGCAGAUAUGCAUCGUUAAACUGUUUGCCACAGCUUCCAAACUUCCAUUUGUCAUCCCUUCAGUAAAUACCUCCCUCGUUUCGAAGCUUUCUUAACGUUCCUGAAUUCGCACAUUAUGAGUUGAGCCGGCGGGGUGAAUUUAGCUGGCGCUGUGUACGCGCUUAUGGGGCUGAAGCUCUCUAAAAAUGGGCUUCUGGCAGCUAAUGGGAGUAAGGAGAGACGGGCUGAAAGAAAGAGAGCGAUGGAUAAACAACUCCAGCUGCCUUCAGCUACUCAGCCUGCAGGAAUAUCUUUUUCUUUUUUUUAAAUUCUGUCUCCUUGCUCAGUGAAGUGUUUCUGUCUGCCAGACUCCUGCAUGUUGCAUGUACCUGUAGAGCUGUCACACACACACAUACUCAUACUCCAGAAGAUGUCUCCUCUCAUUUGGUAGAGUAUGAGUAUUAGAUGGACUCUCGAACACCAUUUCGCUCUGGCACAGUUCUUCUGUUUAGAGCUGAAUCUCGAUGAAGACAUAAUAAGACAGUCAUAUAAUUAGGAGUGUUAUUUUAUCGCCUGUAGAGUGAAUCAUCCAGCCUCCUCAACAAACCCAGAAAAACAUUUGUGUGCUCUGACAAAGGUUCGACAGCAGCCUUAACUGUGGACUCAGAGACGUAACUUGGACAUGACUGAAUACUCAGAACAUUUUCAAAUGCAACUCUAUGCCAGACAAUCCAACUAAAUUUGCACCAGGUACAUUUUAAAGGAUAAAACUGUGUGUUUCUAUUAUUGUCAUCCGAUCCAUUGCAAUCCCAUUAGCUUCAAAGAAUGAUUUUAAAAGAUCCUUGCAAUCCUGGACCUGUUUGAGAAGGCAUGUGUUGGGACUGUUUGGCCUAAAUUGUCACACAAAGAAAGCAGAACUGAAUGUGCAGUCGGAUAAAAACGAGGGGCCUUCAGCCUUCAAACAGAAAGUAGAAACCGUGACACGUCUGACUGGCAGUUUCACACAGUGAAUGCAUAGAGGCUGUGUAAACACGUACACCAGGGGGUGCUGUGGUGCUGGCUCUGUUCAAUUAACUUUUAUUUAUACAAAUAGUGCUUUAUAUUAAGGUAAAGACCCUACAACAAUCACAUGACCCCAUAUAAGCAAGAGCUUUGGCAACAGUGGGAAGGAAAAACUCCCCAUUAACAGGAAGACUGUGAGGAAAACAGGACAAAAGGCACAUUGUUAAUACUUAAUGAUUUGUGCUAACAGUAGGAUUUUUGGGGAGAAUUCCAGGCUUUUGGUUUCACUGUGAACCAAACCUUUGCAUUCUGGAGAGUUUUUAAUUUGUGCAUUCAAAUGCUUGGUGCAGUGUAGUAACUCAACAUUCUCCCAUCACAACCUACAGGUCAAGAUUCACUGGUGUCACUUCUCUUUUCUCUAUGUUGUUAAAAAAAAGAACCUGUGUUGCAAUAUAAUCUUCCUCCCAACAUUCACAGUACAAAUAGUAUUUUUAAGGCUUUCACUAAUGUUGAGUUCCAGUUCCUUUUUUUUGUUAUUUUGUUAUAUGGGUUAGAUUGAUAAGAUAAAGGGCAGUUUCUUUAUUUUCUGUGCCUCUCUGUACCACCAGCUACAUGUGACGGCCUCCUGACGAUUGUACAUGUGAACUAAAGGAUGCUCUCCAGUCUUGUGUUGCGUGGUUGAUUUUUAGACUUUAGAGCUCUGGAUAAACUAUGUGCAAAUGCAACUUUAACAAAAAAAGGAGUUGUUAAUAGACUGGAGCUACAUAAAUGACAUGAAAAAACAGUCGGGCUGAUUGUCUGAGAGCUCCGUUUCCAUUAGAAUAGAAAAUGUUGUGUCUUGUGCAGUUUAGCUGAAUUGUGAUUUAUUUGUUUGUAGAAUUUGCACAAACACAGCCAAAUCCACAAUUUUCUUUCUUCUUUCUGUUCUUGUGUAAACCGAGCUCCCUCUCAGCAUCGGUGCGAUGCCUCUGUACUCAAUAUGUAUCCUGCGUAUUACACAAGACCAGCGUUGAUGCUGGACUUUGCAAUAGUGAAUGACUGCGUGCGUGUGUUGAUCACAAAGCUUUGCAAUACUAAAGUAUUUCUGAGGGUUUUUUUCUAACACAUUUUAAUGGCUGUAGAUGAAUCUAGGAUUUGCUGUCGCUUAUCGCUUUGUAAACAGCUUCUGCUUUUUAAGUAUGUGGAGUUUAUUUUGUUUUGUUUUUUUCUGACCUGAAAUAUACAUUAGAUUUUGCAAAGAUUUUAUAUCACACUUACAUUGAUAUUGUUUUACUGUGAAUAAGGUCUUUCUAGAGCAAUCUUAGCAUGCCUACUUGCAAACUGUAAUGUACAGAACCAGCUGUUUUCAGAAGGUGAUGAUACUGAAUUUGGACUGACAGACAAAACACGACACAAACAUUGAUUUUAUUUAUUUUUUCAUGGUGUAUUUAUGGAUCAUUUUAAAUUCCAUAAGUCAUACUUACAUCUUUUUUUUUUUUGAAAAAUAUAUAUUUCUUUUCUCUUAUUUAGAGCAGAAGGAAUUGUCUUUUACAUUCCUAAAUAAAAUGUGGGCUGAAGCA
Neolamprologus brichardi is the source of this 11066-nucleotide messenger RNA. It is a transcript of the gene raver2, whose product is annotated as ribonucleoprotein, PTB-binding 2. The record is from RefSeq and is a predicted model, not a curated record. Gene Ontology annotation, cellular component: nucleus. Lineage: Eukaryota; Metazoa; Chordata; Actinopteri; Cichliformes; Cichlidae. Gene Ontology annotation, molecular function: mRNA binding.